Messenger RNA from Meleagris gallopavo (turkey), 2263 nucleotides. It is a transcript of the gene ATPSCKMT, whose product is annotated as ATP synthase c subunit lysine N-methyltransferase. Gene Ontology annotation, molecular function: protein-lysine N-methyltransferase activity. The record is from RefSeq and is a predicted model, not a curated record. Lineage: Eukaryota; Metazoa; Chordata; Aves; Galliformes; Phasianidae. Gene Ontology annotation, biological process: regulation of mitochondrial ATP synthesis coupled proton transport; positive regulation of proton-transporting ATP synthase activity, rotational mechanism; peptidyl-lysine trimethylation. Gene Ontology annotation, cellular component: mitochondrion.
AGACUUAUUUCUCCGUUGGGAGCUAUGUGGCGCCUGGGCUAGAGCGUUCUGGAAGCGUCUGAGGAAGCGCGGCGCUGGAUAGCCCUGUCCAACAGCGCGGGGGAGUAAGGAAAGAGGAUAUCCUUGGGUAGAAUACAGGAGCUAAGCGGCGUGCGCCGGGGUGACGUGAAGAGAAGGAGUGAGGACAGACACACCGCGGAUUGAGAAAGGUGUGAUGCCUGGUGUCCCAACGGCAGAGAGCCCCUUGCCAGCAGCCUCUGGGAAUGGUUCUGGAAGAAGACAAUGGGGGCUGUGGGUCACAGCUGGCAUUGGUGGGACCCUGGUGGCAUUGUAUGCUGUUGUCACCCCCUUCGUGGCUCCAGCUCUGAGGAGAGUCUGCCUGCCCUUUGUUCCUGCAACUUCAGCUCAGAUCGAGAAUGUCCUGAAAAUGUUACAAGGCAGAAGAGGCUCUGUAGUUGACAUUGGUAGUGGGGACGGCCGUAUUGUGAUAGCAGCUGCAAAAAAGGGAUUUGAAGCUGUUGGUUAUGAGUUAAAUCCCUGGUUAGUCUGGUACUCCAGAUACCGUGCGUGGAGGGACGGGGUGCACCACAACACCAAGUUUUAUAUUUCAGAUUUAUGGAAGGUUUCUUUUUCACGUUAUACAAAUGUUGUUGUUUUUGGGGUACCUCAAAUGAUGCCAGAGUUGGAGAAGAAGCUCAAAGAAGAACUUGAAUGUAAUGCCAGAAUCAUUGCUUGUCGUUUUCCAUUCCCCUGCUGGAUCCCAGAUCAUACAACUGGAGAGGGAAUAGACACUGUAUGGGCCUAUGAUUUGAAAUAUUCUGGAGGAUUUGAAGCAAGAAACUUGAAAAUUACACCAGAAGGAGAAUCUUGAACAUCCACUGUGUUUAUGUACUGAAAUUUUCAGCUUUUACUUCAUUUGCUAGAUGAUAAGUGUAACACAACAUAUACCUCAGGGUAUGGAGUGCUAUAUGCUCUAAAAUGAUGGGGAGUACACUGAUUAUUUGAAAACACAGAAAGCUGUAGUUUAAGGAUGUAAUGUGGUUGAUAAAAGAAUGAGAAAUCAUUACAGAAAUCAAUAACUGUGAUAUGGAAAAUGGAGUAAAAUAAGGUACAGUAAUAUUAAGGGAAACACGUAAGUUCAAAUACUUGAAUUAGCUAACCUAAAAUGUGUAUUCUCUUUGAUCCUAUGUAGCAUUUGCUACUGUUUUUGGGGGUGGUGUGCCACUGGCUUCUCAAAUGAGCCGUAGUUCCCAAUGUCUUCAUUAGGUAAGCUAAACAAGCAUAAUCAAUAUACAUCAUACAUCAAACUGAUGCAAACCGAGUGUGAAGAUGCUGGUAUUUUGUACUUCAGCCAUAAAUGUGUGUUUUUAAAUGGGACACCAUACAACAAGCAAAUAUAAUGAGUAUAUUCAUUAACAGAAUUGCAUUCCUUCAUUAUGAUUGUGCAUCUUUAUUUCUAUGGAGAUGAAACUGAAAGUUUCUUGUUGGAAUAGGUCUUUGCAGAUGACCCUGAUUUUGUCCUAAGGUCUCUGAUUUGCAGUGGGGAGCUAUGACUGCUGUAAGGUUGUCCUUUUCUAACAUGGUAGCAUGAUUACAACACUUCUCUGUUCUGCAACAUUCUGCUUACUUCAUCUUUCCUUUGGUUCCUGGGUAAAGUUUGACCAUCUUCUCCUAUUAACAAUGAGUGAAAAAUAAAACAAUAGCCUAUCUUGGCCCCAUUAUAAAACAACAGAAUGGCUGAAAGGGGCUUCCAAAGGUAAUUUAGUUCAAUCCUGCUCAAGCAGGGCUGGCUAGUCAGUUGCCCAGAGUUGUGUCAGUCAGCUUCUGAAUAUCUCUGAGGAGGGAGACUUUGCUAUGUAGUGACCAUGUAAGUUUGUCAGACCUCUGCAUGUGGGCUAUCUGUAGAGCUAAGCUAGAACAAGUUAGGAAUUUGUCAUCUGACCAGACACUGCUUUUUGGGUCAACAAAAAGCCUGUGAUGUUUCAUUAGCAGUUGAAAAGGUGUGUUUCUUGGACUUACAAUAUCUUACUUGGAAAUAAAUAGUACAGUAGAAUCUCAGGUACACAAAUGAAGAAAGGAACAAAUGUAUCUGCUGGAGCCUGCAAUGGAAAUGAUGAUUGCAGUCUUGCAUAUGGUCAAGUGCAGCUGUGAACAUCAAGACUAUCUCUUGAAGAUUACUUAUUACUGGUUGUAUGGGGCUGCUGAAUCACGGCCUGAACCUUUGAUUGAUCACCUGAGGCGAGCAAUGAGUCAGCCAUGGGAG